CACAGAACCCGUGCGCUGGUGCAAAGAGAGCACUUGCUUUGCAUGACGCAGCCGCUGCGCGUGGGGCAGGGGCAGGGGCAGGGGCAGGGGGAGGAGAGGGUCUCUCCUCGCCUCUGCUGCUGGAGGAGCACCUGGGAGAUGCUCCUGCGGCGUUAGCUCCGCCUGGGUGCGAGCCUGAAGCCCGCUGCGGGCGCCUGGCUCCCGGCGCCUCGUCCAGGCAGGCAGCCGCGGAGCUCCCGUCCCCCCGGGCAGAGCUGGAGUCCCUGCAAACCGGGGCAAAGCUGCGGCAGGAGAAACGCCCCCCCCAGGACCAGAAAAAUAUCUCUCUGCCCCACUCCCCUAAACAAACAAAGAUGAGAACUCAUUUCAUCUGAGUUUUACCUGCCCCGUGAACAACGGCACCAUGGAUCUGGCGUACGAGCUGCCCAAUGUCACUGAGUUCUGGUUCUCCUCGGCCUCCCAGUUCGACAACUUCUCCACGGAGAUGUCGGCCAACGCCUCCCAGAACACUACGGGCCAGCAUUUUGACCUGACCAGCAACGCCAUCCUUACCUUCAUCUACUUUGGGGUGUGCAUCAUAGGCCUGUGCGGCAACACCCUGGUGAUCUACGUCAUCCUCCGCUAUGCCAAGAUGAAGACCAUCACCAACAUCUACAUCCUGAACCUGGCUAUCGCAGAUGAGCUCUUCAUGCUGGGGCUGCCAUUCCUGGCCAUGCAGGUGGCUCUGGUCCACUGGCCCUUCGGCAGAGCCAUCUGCCGGAUUGUCAUGACGGUGGAUGGGAUCAACCAGUUCACCAGCAUCUUCUGCCUGACCGUCAUGAGCAUCGACAGGUAUCUGGCUGUGGUCCACCCCAUCAAAUCCGCCAAGUGGAGAAGGCCCAGAACAGCCAAGAUGAUUAACGUGGCCGUGUGGGGCGUUUCCCUUCUGGUCAUUAUGCCCAUCAUGAUUUAUGCCGGGAUCCAAAACACCCAUGGAAGGAGUAGCUGCACCAUCAUCUGGCCAGGCAAGUCCAGCGCGUGGUACACAGGGUUCAUCAUCUAUACCUUCAUUCUGGGCUUCCUGGUGCCCCUCACCAUUAUCUGCCUUUGCUACUUGUUCAUCAUUAUCAAAGUCAAGUCCUCUGGGAUCAGAGUGGGCUCCUCCAAGAGAAAAAAGUCAGAGAAGAAAGUCACCAGGAUGGUCUCCAUUGUAGUGGCAGUCUUCAUCUUCUGCUGGCUUCCCUUCUACAUAUUUAACGUCUCCUCCGUCUCUGUCUUCAUCACCCCCACGCCCUUCCUCAAGGGUAUGUUCGAUUUCGUCGUGGUCCUCACCUAUGCCAACAGCUGUGCCAACCCCAUCCUCUACGCCUUUUUGUCCGACAACUUCAAGAAGAGCUUUCAGAACGUUCUCUGCCUGGUGAAGGUCAGUGGCAUGGAUGAUGCGGACAGGAGCGACAGCAAGCAGGACAAAUCCAGGCUAAAUGAGACCACGGAAACUCAAAGGACUCUGCUCAAUGGUGACCUUCAGACAAGCAUCUGAGAGGACUCCAGGAUUGCCCUUCUCAGCUGUCCUCUUUCCUCCUCCUCCUCCCCACUCCUUUAUAUGGCAGUAGCACAUAGCAAGUCAGGUCAAGAGUACUUUGUCUUUGUUUGCUUGUCUUAGGGGAUGGUAAUGCGGGGACGGGGGCCUGUACCAGGAGUAGCCUGUCAGCAGAAGGCAGGUAGGUUUUGAAUAUUCAGAAAGAUGCUGCUCAAAUGCAACUUCAUACAUGGAGAAAACACACACACACACACACACACACACACACACACACACACACACGUAUUUAAAUAUAUAACAUGAAGUCAUGGGCCAAAUUCAUUCCUGUUGCAACUGCAUUGGCUGCACUGGUGUUACCCCAGGGAUGUGUUUGGACAUACAGAACAUGUUCACACAUCUCUAACCACAACCAUGUAAAUGGGCAAAUUCAGUAGAGUUGCACAUGUGUAACUGAGGGCAGCACGUGGAGGCAUUUCUGCUAGACUUGGUUACACAUACCAACAUGCUCCAUACAGCAUAGAUCACAUAUGUCUAGACAGAGCUAUUCAUGUCUGUUUCUUUGCAAAGCAGGAGACUCAGCUGAAUAGGAGAGAGAGAGAGAGAUCUUAAGAAUCAGAGCACACACACACACAGACACACACACAGAGAUCCUCCACUAGGACAUGAAAAAUAUUUCGUUUUAUUACCCAACUAGUAACAUUUUAUAUUUUUAAGAAUGAAUCUCCUGAAGCUCCCCUAGUUUUAUGAGACUAGUAUUGUAUUUAUUUACAAGUUGCUUUUCCUGCCACCGGAGAAGCAACAGAUCAAAAUGAAAGAAAUCACAUCGGAAGGAAAA
Chrysemys picta bellii (western painted turtle) is the source of this 2354-nucleotide messenger RNA. It is a transcript of the gene SSTR2, whose product is annotated as somatostatin receptor 2. Gene Ontology annotation, cellular component: plasma membrane; neuron projection. Lineage: Eukaryota; Metazoa; Chordata; Testudines; Emydidae. The record is from RefSeq and is a predicted model, not a curated record. Gene Ontology annotation, molecular function: neuropeptide binding; somatostatin receptor activity. Gene Ontology annotation, biological process: cellular response to estradiol stimulus; cellular response to glucocorticoid stimulus; neuropeptide signaling pathway.